Molecule: messenger RNA, 1038 nt
Organism: Lycium ferocissimum
Lineage: Eukaryota; Viridiplantae; Streptophyta; Magnoliopsida; Solanales; Solanaceae
Product: receptor-like protein 18
Exons: 2
Coding region: 1-1038 (345 amino acids)
Molecular function (GO): protein binding
Source: RefSeq, a predicted model, not a curated record
AUGGAUUUUCCACACUUAUUGAGAAAUUUAAAGAACCUUUCUAGGCUAGAUCUUUCUAACAAUAAGAUUCAUGGUCCAAUCCCUAACUGGUUAAUCAGCAUAAGGUGGGACUCAUUGGAGUUCCUAAACCUUUCUCAUAAUUCACUUACAGGACACAUAGAACAACUUUAUUACCCUAAUCUAAAGUUUCUUGAUCUUAAAUUUAACUUCCUUCAGGGUCAGCUACCUUCUUCUAUUUGUAAGUUGAAGAACCCUACAUUACUGGAUUUAUCACACAAUAAUUUUAGUGAAUCAAUUCCAUAUUGCUUGGGAAGCAUGACUUGGCUAACGGUGCUCGACUUAAGAAGGAACAAUUUUAGUAGGAGUCUUCCACCGUUAUGUACUCAAAGCACUUCGUUGUAUACCAUUUCCUUGAAUGGUAAUCAAUUUAAAGGACCUAUCCCCUUGUCAUUGCUCAACUGUACUGAUUUAGAAGUCCUUGAUAUGGGUAAUAACGCUAUAAAUGUCACAUUUCCAGCUUGGCUGGGAACUCUUGAAGAGCUGCAAGUUCUUAUAGUAAAGUUGAACAAGUUCCAUGGACCUAUAAGUAUUAGGCAGAAGUUUUGCUUUCCCAAGUUGCGGGUUUUCGAUCUCUCUCAUAAUGAGUUCAGUGGCUUACUACCUUCAGAAGUUUUUCAAAACUUCAAAGCAAUGACAAAAAAUGGCACAAACAAAGGCAGCAUCAGAUAUAUGAAACUACAAUUUACUGGUUCAUUUAGUGACUCAAUAAUGUAUAAGGAUUCUAUAAGGUUGGAGAUCAAAGACCAAGAAAUUGAGCUAGAAAGAAUCCCCACAAUUAUGACAACAAUAGAUCUCUCAAGCAACCAUUUUGAAGGUGUGAUUCCAAAAACACUAAAGGAUCUUGGCUCACUUAGGCUACUCAAUUUAUGCCGUAACAAUCUCAGAGGUGAUAUUCCAUUGGAAAUGGGGCAAUUGAAUAGGCUUGACGGGCUAGAUCUCUCUUGGAAUUGGCUCACUGGAAUGAUUCCACAGAUAUGA